AUGUGUGUCUUGAAGAUGCAAGAAUCGAUGCACAGCACAUUCCACGAAAGUCUAUACAGGCAGGAGCACAGUACUGUACGCAGCGGUAUGCACCACAUUGCAGACUGCUGGAUAAAUCUGCUGGGAUACGUGGGGCAAAGCAUGGAGAUGAGGAGUCAAACUCUAGCCAGGAACCUUCAUAUCGUUAUAUCACAGUUCGGGAAAAUGCCCAUGUCAUUCGAGAGAGGCUACGCCAGCAAGGCCAGUUAA
Messenger RNA from Ostertagia ostertagi, 249 nucleotides. The record is from the annotation of a GenBank genome assembly. NCBI's taxonomy places the organism in Eukaryota, Metazoa, Nematoda, Chromadorea, Rhabditida, Trichostrongylidae.